AAACCCUAAAACUAAACACAACUCACAUUCUCAUCUUCGCAAAAAAAAAAGGACUGCGGGCUGGGGCUGCUUCCAUCGCGCCGCUGAUCCGAACACAACCCUCCUCCGCCAGCUUUUCCCUCCUCCGCCGUCCUCGCCCUCCUCCGAUGACCUCGCCGACUCGCCCUCAUCCGCCGGCCUCCGCUGACCUCGCCGGCUCGCCCUCAUCCGCCGGCCUCCACUGUCUGAGGAGUAUUUCAGCCGCUGCAAGCCUGCAACUUCCCCUUCCCCUCUGACGGUAAGCUUUUCCUUCUCCCACUCUCUCAAUUUAACUAGCCGCAAUGGGAAGCUGUCGACCUCUAGAAAGGAAUUUGUUUGAUUUCUCAAAGUUGUUUGAUACAAAUGUAAACAAUUGAAGUGUGGGAAUUUCGGAUACAAUACAAUAGCUAGAAGAAAGAGAAGAAGAAGUUUGGAUACAAUUUCACAUGUAAACAGCAUCCGCCAUUUCAAUUGUUAAUUUCAGGUACCAAUGGAAAGAUAUUACUCAAGACAAGUCCAAUCUACUCCUAAUGUUCAAACUGAAGGUGUUGAAGCUAGUGGGAGUAGACAAGCUCAAACCUUUCCUCCUUCGUCGAUAGUGGGAGCUCCUCAAAUACAAGAACCAAAUCUUUCAGGUUUAGUCAAUCGAACUCCAGAAGAAAGUGAGUCUUUCUCAGCAGAGUCAGAUAGAGAGUUUGAUGAAAACUCUUUGGUGCUAGAUCCGGCAUUAAGAACUAAGAUAUCUAGCUUUCAUCCCAAUGUCUGUGACUAGGUUAGAAGAUUUUAUCUUCAAAAAGGUCCUAUUCAACCAAAGAGUCAUGCUUUUCCCGCCAGAAACUUUAGUGGAAGGCAACGUAGAUUCCAGGCUUCUUGGUUUAAGAAGUAUAAUUGACUUGAAUAUAGUGUCUCAAAAGAUGCUGGUUAUUGUCUAUAUUGCUAUGUGUUCAGUAAGCGAGGUGGGAGUAAUAAUGGCUUUAUUGGUGAAGGAUUUAGAACAUGGAAUAAAUUGAAAGCUUUUGAUGAUCAUGUUGGGGAGCAUAACAGCUACCACAAUAGAGCUAAAAACAGUUCAGAUCUUUUAUUGAAGCAAUCAAGAGGAAUUGAAGCUGCAUUAUUUAGACAAUCAGAUCAAGCCAAAAGAGAUUAUCGAAUUCGUUUGGUUGCUUCACUUGAUUGCAUAAGGUGGCUAGUAGUGAAUGGAUUAUCUUUUCGAGGGCAUGAUGAAUCUACAACUUCAAGUAACAGAGGUAACUUUCUUCAGCUAUUAGAUUUUCAUGCUCUUGGUAGAGAAGAUGUGCAAAGAGUGGUUGGGAGGAAUGCUCCAACUCACCUCUCCAAAGAUUCAAAGAGAUCUUAUUCAUGCCAUGGCUUGUGAAACGACUAAGAAAAUCAUUGUAGAGAUUGGGGAUAAUUUUUUCUGCAUAUUGGUUGAUGAGACUCGUGAUAUAACAAUGAAAGAGCUGAUGGCUAUUGUUUUGCGUUAUGUGAAUUCUUAUGGUUGUGUUAUGGAAAGAUUUCUUUGUACUUCUCAUGUGCGAAAUACUAAAGCUUUGACAUUGAAGAAGGAAAUCGAAGCAAUGCUUUUGAAACAUGGAUUGAGCAUGUCAAUGAUAAGGGGACAAGGCUAUGAUGGAGCUAGCAACAUGAAAGGGGAAAUAAAUGGUUUGAAGACCUUGAUCUUGGCAAAAAAAUCACAAAGAAGUUGGUGACUUUUUCACAACAGUCAAUAGUGUGACUAGUUUGGUUGCAGGGUCUUCCAAACGAGCUGACAUGGUUCGAGAUAGCCAAACUAGGAAGCUUGCGGAGGCUAUAGCUGCUAAUGAACAAGAAACUGGACAAGGACUGAAUCAAGAAAUGAGUCUCAAAAGGCCAGGUGAUACUUGUUGGGUUUCUUAUUAUGGUGCACUUCUCAAUUUUGAGCACUUGUUCUCUACUAUUAUUAAUGUGUUGGAGAGAAUCGAGGAUGAUCCAACUACAGAACCAAAAACAGCGAGUCAUGCAUGGCGGAUGUUGAUUACAAUUCAAGAUUUCAGGUUUGUCUUCAUUUUGAAAUUGAUGAUUGAAGUGUUAGCAAUUACGAAUGAGUUGUCACUAGCAUUGCAAAGGAGAGAUCAAGACAUUGUAAAUGCUAUGAAACUUGUUCGUGUGGGAAAAACUAGAUUACAAGAGAUGAGAGAUCGAGGAUGGGAGUCUCUACUUGAGGAUGUUAUCUUGUUUUGCACUAAGGAAUCUGUUCACGUUCUUGGCAUGGAUGAUGAGUAUGUUCUUCCAGGACGAUCAAGGCGCAAGGCUCCACAGAUCACAAACUUGCAUCACUAUCAGGUUGAAUUGUAUUACUCUGUUCUUGAUAUGCAGCUGCAAGAGUUGAACAACCGUUUUGAUGAGGUGAAUACUAGGUUGUUGACUUGUAUGGCUUCUCUUAGCCCGGAGAAUGAGUUUGCUGCUUUUGACAGGGAGAAGCUGGUUAGUCUUACUCGAUUUUAUCCUACAGAGUUUGGUCAUCUUUCUGACUCUUUUCUUCUAAGGGACUUUGAGAAUUACUAUCAUUCUAUGAAGAAUGAUGAGUUAUUCCAUGGAUUAAAAGGAAUUGAUGAAUUGUGUCAGCUGAUGGUGAAGACAAAAGUGAAUCUAUCAUAUCCAUGGGUACAUUUGCUUCUCAAAGUUGUAUUGACUUUACCGGUUGCAACUGCAAGUGUUGAAAGAGCAUUUUCAGCUUUGAGUUACAUCAAGAACAAGCUUCGGAAUCGACUAGGCGAUCAGUUUGUGAAUGAUUGUCUCGUAGGAUAUAUUGAAAGAGAUUUGCUGAAUACUGUAGACACGGAGUGUAUUUUAGAAUAUUUUCAAAAUAUGAAAACACGACGUGGAAAUUUGUUGUAACUUGUAUUAACCAAAUAUUUGUGUUGUUGAAUAUUAUUCGGAUACUUUUCUUAUUUAAGAAUUAUUUUAUUUUAUUUUUAAUUUUAUUUUGAAAGCAGACACCCCUACUCAAAAUUCCUGGGUCCGCCACUGCAUCGGCUGCCUUGUUGUCCAUCCACUGCUAUACAAAAACCUCAGGAAACGGAAGACGAAAGAGCUGAUGAGGUGGUGGAGGAAGAGGUGGUGUGAGUGUUGGACGAUAGUAUGAUGGUCGGCGUGAUGUGCAAGGAGUUGACAAUGAAGGCAAGCAAGGGUAUACUGGGCCUGGGGGAGAAAAACAACAUAUUCCGACAUUCCCAAAAACAAAAAGCAUAGUAAAACCCAAUUGGUUAUAGUGUCAUCAUUGGUAUGGAAGAUAAGAUCUCACCAUAGUAAAGAGAAAUGUUGAAUAUCUGAAUACCCCAUUGAUUGAAUGCCUAAAAGAUGGCGAAGCUGUACAUCAACGUGACAACGAACGAAAAUAUGUUCUAGCAACUCUUCUUUCUCAUAUUCACAAACUGGACAAAUGUCCUCCACCAUAACACCGUGACAUUUAAGGUUCUCUCUAACCGGAAAUAUACGCUAAAGAAUACG
Messenger RNA from Linum trigynum, 3507 nucleotides. Lineage: Eukaryota; Viridiplantae; Streptophyta; Magnoliopsida; Malpighiales; Linaceae. The record is from the annotation of a GenBank genome assembly.